This is a messenger RNA of Agrilus planipennis (emerald ash borer), 749 nucleotides long. RefSeq names its product NADH dehydrogenase [ubiquinone] 1 alpha subcomplex subunit 8 (gene ND-19). The coding region runs from base 98 to 625 and encodes 175 amino acids. Gene Ontology annotation, biological process: mitochondrial electron transport, NADH to ubiquinone. The record is from RefSeq and is a predicted model, not a curated record. NCBI's taxonomy places the organism in Eukaryota, Metazoa, Arthropoda, Insecta, Coleoptera, Buprestidae. The transcript is spliced from 3 exons.
UUUAUCUUAUCUAUGGUAAGAGUUGAUUUCAGGUCUUUCAGGUUUAACUUUUACCUAAAAGAAAUUUUGUAUUUACAAAAAUUUGAUUGAAAAAAUAAUGGGUAUAACGAAAGAUGUGCAUCUUCCAACAGAAGCAGAACUUACCGUUCCAGAAGUUAAACUUUCUGGCCCAGCUCUAAAAGCUGCAGCUUUCCAUUUAGGAAAGUAUUGUCAGAACGUUAAUAAUGAAUUUGUAUUAUGUCGAGACGAAUUAGGAGAUCCGCGGGCAUGCAUUGGAGAAGGAAAAGCUGUAACGGCGUGUGCCUUAAAAUUUCUUAGAUUAGUUAAAUCGAAUUGUGCAGGUGAAUUUACCCAAUAUGCCAACUGCUUAGACAAAUCCAGUACUGAUCAAUCAUAUUCUGUGUGUCGUAAAACUCAAGCAGUUUUUGAUAAGUGUAUGUUAGAUAAAUUAAAGAUGGAAAGACCAUAUUAUGGUUACUUUGCUGAAGUUCAAAUACAUGAUUCUAAGAGACCAAAGCCCAAGCCUGAGCCACCACUAGUUUUUACUGAUACUCCAGAUGCACUGCCUGCAGAUGCAAAGAAACCACCAGCAAAAUAUGGUUCUAGAUAUUUGUUUGCUUGGUAGAAGAGCUUUAUACAUAAAAAACAUAUACUAUCAACUCUGAUAGGGCGAUUUUAGUACAGUAAAUUUAAUGUAGCUACCUGUUUAUUGUAUAUACUAUUUAAAUAAAAUUAUGAGAAGAUUAGUA